UAUGUAUUAUUUAUAUAUAUCUAUAGAACACGCACACAUACACAAAUACUUUCGAAUUUAAUUGAGUUGUGUCGUCAUCGGUGAUUCCGUUACUUAACAUUCACUUUCUAUUCCCCAAGUUACGGAGUUUACCUACGUCAAAUAUUUAAAUAGAUAAAUGUAUAUGUGUAUUUAGAUGCUUUUAUACCUUAUGGUUAUGCAAGAACUAAUUGCAAAGUUUUGAACCUUAAUAAAAAAAUAGAGUUUUUGUGAUGUAUUUUUAUUUAAAAAAUAAUGUUAAGAAACAAUAUGUAAGUGUGUAUUAGUAAUUGUGUGCACAAACUAAUCAUUUAAUCAUUCUUCACUUGAAAAUAUGGCGAAAAAUAUUGCAUCGAAUAAUAGUAACAUGGAACCAUCAGCACCUGUGGAAGCCUCAUUACCAAUAGGUCCACCUACUUACGAAGAAGCUAUUGCUUAUGGUGGUGUACCUAAUCCACCAUACCCUGUUGGAGUACCCUCCAUGCCAGUACCUUCCAUGCCAGUAUCCUCCAUGCCAGUACCACCUACCUAUAAUCAACCACCGAAACAAAUGACAAUGCCAAUGCCCUCGAAUUAUGUCGUGCCGGCUGACCGCAACGCAUCACAGUCGCUUAAUACGGAUCAGAACUUUGCACCUCCGUCGGAAGUGCGAAUCAUUCACCAACACGUAACCUUUGCGCUAGGUCCGCACGCGGUCAAAAUAACCUGCCCGUCCUGCUAUGCUGAUAUUAAAACCACUACGAUAUCGGAUCACCAACCGGCUGCUCACAUUUGUUGUAUUAUCCUCUGUUUAUUGGGAUGUUGCCUCUGCUCUUGUCUGCCGUACUGCAUGAGUACCUUCAUAAGUGUUCAUCAUUUAUGUCCCAAUUGCAAAAGUCACAUUGGUACAUGGAAAGGUUGAUUGCUACUGUGAAAAAAAAAAAACAUGUGCAAUGUCUCUCUUCACGUGGUGCACAAAAGACGUAUUUUUUCUCAGCCUUCCAUGUAAUAAUAGUAAUAAUAAUUAGGUAUUGCGUUAUUUGAUGAAACAAGAUACAAAAAAAGAUAACAGAAGAAAAGAAAGAAAAAGAAAACAAAAACAAACUACUACGUAUUCGAUACUUUAUAAUCGUCGUGCAUAAAAAGUAACGCAAGAAUGGUUAAUAA
This is a messenger RNA of Polistes dominula (European paper wasp), 1164 nucleotides long. RefSeq lists its product as uncharacterized. Gene Ontology annotation, molecular function: zinc ion binding. NCBI's taxonomy places the organism in Eukaryota, Metazoa, Arthropoda, Insecta, Hymenoptera, Vespidae. The record is from RefSeq and is a predicted model, not a curated record.